This is a messenger RNA of Danio rerio (zebrafish), 1332 nucleotides long. Lineage: Eukaryota; Metazoa; Chordata; Actinopteri; Cypriniformes; Danionidae. The record is from RefSeq and is a predicted model, not a curated record.
UGAGGGGGUCUCCCUAUAGGUGACUUUUAUCUUGUUAUUGCCGUGUGACGCCAUAAAGCUGCUCCGCGUUCCUGUUUCUGCAGUCUGUGAAAAAGGUGAUCUAAGCUCCCUCAGCAAUGCGUUGAUAGUGAACUAGAGAGCUGAUUGAGAUGGCGUCUAUUAAAGAGGAGAGUGAAGACCUGAAGAUUGAAACGUUUACAGUCAAACAGGAAGAUCCAGAGGAACAAACAGAGCUGAUGGUGCUGAAAGAAGAGACCGAAGACCUCAAUGAACGGGAAGAGAAUCAGUUUGAGAAACACCAAGAUUUAUUGACUGAUGAGAAAUCCACUGAGACGACUUCACCACAUAAAAGAGCUCAGAAAACCAAAUCUAACGAUGAUUUGACCUGCUGUCAAUGUGGGAAAAGCUUUACUCUUAAGCACAACCUUGAAGCCCACAUGAGAAUUCACACCGGAGAGAAGCCUUUCUCGUGCGAUCAGUGUGGAAAGAGUUUCACGCAAAAAUCGAAAAUUAAAGUCCACAUGAGAGUCCACACCAGAGAGAGGCCGUACACGUGUCCCGAGUGUGGAAAGAGUUUCAGGCAAAAGCAGCACCUUAAACUCCACAUCAGAAUUCACACAGGGGAGAAGCCUUUCGCCUGCCAACAGUGUGGGAAUAGUUUCACUCAAAUACAAGCCCUUCAAAACCACAUGGGCAUUCACACCAGAGAGAAGCCUUACAUUUGCACACAGUGUGGUAAAAACUUUAAAUGUAAAAGCUACCUUGAUUCUCACAUCAGGACUCACACCGGAGAGAAGCCGUAUAAAUGUGGCCAGUGUGGAAAGAGUUACAAGCAGCGAGCCAACCUCAGCCAUCACAUGAAGCGCCACUCUAGAGAACAGGGGAAGUGUGUGUCAGCUGAUCUGUCACUGUCACUUCCUGGAUAUCAUCAGGCCUCGUCUGAACGUCCUCAGAGCAGCGGUCAGAGUGGUUCGCCUGACGGAAACCUUGAGCCAAAGCAGAUCUCGUCCCCCAUCUUUCCGUCUACCAGCUAACAACUCAGUAGACGAAACGCAAUGAACACAACGCGGUGGCUUUCGGAGGCAUGAGAUGUUCUUUGGGAGCGCAGAUGCUCAAGACUGGAGGUAUUAAUAAUAAAAUGAUAAUACGGAACCACAAUGAUGACAGACUUUGGCUGAGACGUUUGAGAAAUGAGUAAAACAACAUUUCAGAUGUUUUACAACGCGACUCCUAUCCACACUCAGAUGUUGAAUGAUUAAGGAUGACGUAGCCAUGCAUUUAUACUUCUGCAUUCUGUUUGUGUUGCUCUGGAUUAAAACUUAUGAAACACUU